CAGAAGUCACGUGGUGCCUCCAGUCAAGAUGGCGCCGGUCAAGAGAAAACGUGGAGGUGUAGAAGCUACACCGAAAAAGAAAGUUAAAUUGGUGGAAAAUGGAGAAAAGAAGAAAAACGCCACGGAGGAACAGGACACUAGUAAAGAGAUCACGGUUCCGCCUCCGGUUUCUCUGGGUAAGUGGAAAAACAAGGAAAGGGUUUUAGUCUUCUCUUCCCGAGGCAUCAACUUCAGAACACGGCAUCUGAUGCAGGAUCUCAGGACCAUGAUGCCCCAUGCCAAAGCUGACACCAAAAUGGACAGAAAAGACAAACUGUUUGUUGUGAAUGAGGUUUGCGAAAUCAAAAACUGCAACAAGUGCAUUUUCUUCGAAGCGAAGAAGAAGAAAGAUCUCUACAUGUGGAUCUCAAACGUUCCUCACGGACCUUCAGCCAAGUUCCUGGUUCAGAAUCUGCACACACUUGCCGAGCUGAAAAUGACCGGAAAUUGCCUGAAAGGAUCCAGACCGCUCCUCUCAUUCGAUCCUAAUUUCGAUAAAGAGCCUCACUACGCCCUGCUGAAGGAGCUGUUCAUUCAGACUUUCUCAACGCCGCAGUAUCAUCCCCGGAGUCAGCCGUUCGUGGAUCACGUGUUCACCUUCACCAUCGCAGACAAUAGAGUCUGGUUCAGGAAUUACCAGAUUAUUGAAGAGGACGCGUCCCUUGUCGAAAUCGGCCCUCGCUUCGUCCUCAACCUGAUUAAAAUUUUCCAGGGCAGCUUCGGCGGACCCACGCUUUACGAAAACCCUCACUUCCAGUCGCCCAACACGUAUCGUCGCCUGCUGCGUCUUAGCAUGUCGGCUAAACAGAAAGAGAAGCAGAUGGUGAAGCAGAUCUAUCUGGAGAAAAGGAGCGAGACCAAGGAAGCCGUGACAAAAGACGUGACGGACGACGUGUUCGUCACGCCGGCGGAGGAGAGACCGCUCAAGGUGCAGCUCGAGGCUCCGGAACCAAAACCCAGCAAGAAGAAGAAGAAGCUGACGGAGCUGAAGAAGAAGAAGCUGCUGAAACGGAAAGGACUCCGGUGAAGAGCCGAAGAUCUUCUCAACUUUUUCACCUUGUCUUUUACUUUAUUCUUUUUACUUUUCAGCCUUCAAGUCUACCGGAUUUCUUUUUAGGACGUGUUAAAUGUGUUAUUCUGAAAGGACCUAAAAAUAUAAAUCUCAAAAAAUACUGCUGUGUUGAAUGUACAUUUAUUUGUUGCA
Molecule: messenger RNA, 1243 nt
Organism: Hemibagrus wyckioides
Lineage: Eukaryota; Metazoa; Chordata; Actinopteri; Siluriformes; Bagridae
Gene: brix1
Product: brix domain containing 2
Exons: 10
Coding region: 29-1066 (345 amino acids)
Biological process (GO): rRNA processing; ribosomal large subunit assembly
Cellular component (GO): nucleolus
Molecular function (GO): rRNA binding
Source: RefSeq, a predicted model, not a curated record